Molecule: messenger RNA, 1628 nt
Organism: Effrenium voratum
Lineage: Eukaryota; Dinophyceae; Suessiales; Symbiodiniaceae
Source: the annotation of a GenBank genome assembly
AGCUUCCUCUUGGAUCCGACUCGCGAAGGGCCGUUGGGCAUUCUGACUCGCGAUGGCGGCGGUUUUCCCCGCAAACCAGGUCAUCGUGGUGGGCGGCGGGCUGGCGGGCAUGUCGGCGGCCAACACGGUGGUGGAGUGCGGUGGGAAGACGGUGCUGCUGGACAAGAGCUCCUUCUGCGGGGGCAACAGCACCAAGGCCACCAGUGGCAUCAACGGCGCAGGCACCAAGACCCAGAAGGCGAAGUCCAUCCCUGACAAUGCGGAGAUUUUCAUCGCGGACACCCUGAAGGGUGGCGCCAAGAAGCCCGAGCUGGCGAAGGUGCUCUGCGCCAACAGCGCCGCGGACGUGGAUUGGCUGGUGGACAAGUUCGACCUGGACCUUUCCCUGGUGGCACGCCUGGGCGGACACUCGCAGCCGAGGACUCACCGUGGCAAGGAGCGCUUUCCAGGGAUGACCAUCACCUAUGCGCUGAUCCAGAUGUUGGAGAAGGUGGCUGAGAAGUCGGACCGCGCGAGGAUCAUCACCAAGGCCGAGGUGGUCAAGCUGCUGCAGAACGGCAAGAGCGUGGUGGGCUGCGAGUACCGCAAGGCCGGCAAGAUGGUGAAGGAGUUCGGCCCCAUGGUGUUUGCCUCCGGCGGCUUCGGCGCUGACUUCGGGUCCGACUCGCUGCUGGCGCAGUACCGCCCGGACCUGCUGCACCUGCCCACCACCAACGGGGAGCACUGCACCGGGGACGCCAUCAAGAUGGGCGAGGCCAUCGGCGCCUCCACAGUGGACCUGGAGUGGGUCCAGGUGCACCCCACUGGCCUGGUGAAGCCUGACGACCCCGAUGCCAAGGUGAAGUUCCUGGCUGCGGAGGCGCUGCGUGGCGUGGGGGGCAUCGUGCUGGACGCCAAUGGGGACCGCUUCUGCAACGAGCUGGGGCGCCGGGACUACGUCACAGGCGAGAUGUGGAAGAACAAGCCGCCCUUCCGCCUGUGCCUCAACAAGGCAGCUGCGGAGGAGAUCAUUUGGCACGCCAAGCACUACACGGGCCGCGGCGUCAUGAAGUACUACGCCUCAGGCGAGGACUUGGCCAAGGACAUGGGCGUGCCGGUGCAGAAGCUGAUCGACACCCACCAGACGCACUUCGAUGCCGCCAAGAAGCAGGAGAAGGACCCCAACGGCGGCUCCUACCCGGCCUACCCUAGUGGCAAGACCUGGGACGCGCCCAGCGGCAAGACUGGCAGCGGCAAGAAGUUCUUCCACAACAUCCUCGAGGGUUCCAAGGUGGCGAGCGAGCCAUUCUACGUGGCCAUCAUCACGCCGGUGAUCCACUACUGCAUGGGCGGCCUGGAGUGCACCGUGGACGCCGAGUGCAUCGACAAGAACGGCAAGGUGGUGCCUGGCCUCUACGUGGCUGGCGAGGCUGCCGGGGGCAUCCACGGCAACAACCGCCUGGGCGGCAACUCCUUGCUGGACUGCGUGGUCUUUGGCCGCGUGGCCGGCAAGGCGGCUUGCAAGUACACCUUUGGCAAGGACGAGAAGUUCAAGCCCUGCCCCGUGCCCAAGGAACUCAAGGAGCUGGUCAAGUGAAAGCUGACUCAGCUGACUCAUUUCCGGCCUGAUUGAUUGCAACACCUUCAGU